AUGAGUUCAACAAAUGACACCCGCGAGUUUGUCUCGCUCGGCAUGUUCAUUAUCGACGAGUUCACGUUCGUGGAUGACAAGGGCGAGCCUACGGGGCAGACACUCCCACCUCAGAUUGGAGGUGGAGGUACCUACGCCGCCAUCGGCGCACGCAUAUGGCUUCCGCCUUCAAAAUUAGGCAUGAUCAUCGACAGAGGCAAUGACUUCCCAUCGCAUAUACAGGGAGUCUUGGAUGCAUUUGGCUCGGACAUGUGGCUCUUCAGGGACAACCCUGAUCGCGGAACGGCAAGGGCGAGGAAUUCUUACCAAGGCGAAUCGCGCGGAUUUGAGUACCUCACGCCGAGGAUACGAAUCACACCCCGCGAUCUUGUGGGGACAAGGCUGGCACGCCCGCGCAUCAUCCACUUCAUCUGUUCCCCGGAGCGCGCGAGCGCGAUCAUGGCGGAGGUUAAGGAGGAACGCGACUGGUACCCUAUCACGGUGUACGAGCCCAUACCCUUUCGAUGUGUGCCCGAGGAGCUGCCCGCCCUCCAGAAGGUGCUGUCUGACAUCUCGGUCUUGAGCCCGAACGCGGAGGAAGCCUUCUCGCUCUUGUCAAUGCCGCUCAUCACAACAAAGGAGCUCGUCGAGGAGGCCUGCUGCCGAUUCCUCGAAAUGGGCGUCGGCCCCAACGGCACCGGCCACGUUAUCGUCCGCAGCGGCGCCUUGGGCGCAUGCAUUGCGCAGCGCGGGCAGCCCUUUUCCUGGAUUGACGCGUACUGGAGCGGACUGGAAGGCGCGAGCAAGGUGGUGGACGUCACAGGUGCUGGGAACAGCUUUCUCGGAGGCCUCGCGGCCGGGCUCGUCCUGUCGAAUGGCGACGUGCGCGAAGCCACGCUGUAUGCCACCGUCUCGGCAUCGUUCGUCAUCGAGCAGGAGGGCCUGCCGCGUCUCACGCAGGUCGACGGAGACGCUGCCGACGGCCGCGCGCGGGCCGAGCAGUGGAACGGGGACUCGCCGUUGCGGCGGGUGGAAGAGCUACAGCGCCGUCUAGCGACGGCGGAAGGUACAAAGUGA
Messenger RNA from Trametes versicolor FP-101664 SS1, 1056 nucleotides. RefSeq names its product Ribokinase-like protein. The transcript has 8 exons. Bases 1 to 1056 code for a protein of 351 amino acids. NCBI's taxonomy places the organism in Eukaryota, Fungi, Basidiomycota, Agaricomycetes, Polyporales, Polyporaceae. The record is from RefSeq and is a predicted model, not a curated record.